This is a messenger RNA of Callorhinus ursinus (northern fur seal), 1806 nucleotides long. It is a transcript of the gene ONECUT2, whose product is annotated as one cut homeobox 2. Gene Ontology annotation, cellular component: nucleus. NCBI's taxonomy places the organism in Eukaryota, Metazoa, Chordata, Mammalia, Carnivora, Otariidae. Gene Ontology annotation, molecular function: RNA polymerase II cis-regulatory region sequence-specific DNA binding; DNA-binding transcription factor activity, RNA polymerase II-specific. Gene Ontology annotation, biological process: regulation of transcription by RNA polymerase II. The record is from RefSeq and is a predicted model, not a curated record.
AUGAAGGCUGCCUACACCGCCUAUCGAUGCCUCACCAAAGACCUAGAAGGCUGCGCCAUGAACCCGGAGCUGACAAUGGAAAGUCUGGGCACUUUGCACGGGCCGGCCGGCGGCGGCAGCGGCGGGGGCGGUGGCGGGGGCGGCGGGGGCGGCGGCGGGGGCCCAAGCCAUGAGCAGGAGCUGCUGGCCAGCCCCAGCCCCCACCACGCGGGCCGCGGCGCUGCUGGCUCGCUGCGGGGCCCUCCGCCGCCGCCAACGGCGCACCAGGAGCUGGGGACGGCGGCAGCGGCAGCGGCGGCGGCGUCGCGCUCGGCCAUGGUCACUAGCAUGGCCUCGAUCCUGGACGGCGGCGACUACCGGCCUGAGCUCUCCAUCCCGCUCCAUCACGCCAUGAGCAUGUCUUGCGACUCGUCCCCGCCCGGCAUGGGCAUGAGCAACACCUACACCACGCUGACGCCGCUCCAGCCGCUGCCGCCCAUCUCCACCGUGUCGGACAAGUUCCACCACCCGCACCCGCACCACCACCCGCACCACCACCACCACCACCACCACCAGCGCCUGUCGGGCAACGUCAGCGGCAGCUUCACCCUCAUGCGCGACGAGCGCGGGCUCCCGGCCAUGAACAACCUCUACAGCCCCUACAAGGAGAUGCCCGGCAUGAGCCAGAGCCUGUCCCCGCUGGCUGCCACGCCGCUGGGCAACGGGCUGGGCGGCCUCCACAACGCGCAGCAGAGCCUGCCCAACUACGGGCCGCCGGGCCACGACAAAAUGCUCAGCCCUAACUUCGACGCGCACCACACUGCCAUGCUGACCCGCGGUGAGCAGCACCUGUCCCGCGGCCUGGGCACCCCGCCCGCGGCCAUGAUGUCGCACCUCAACGGCCUGCACCACCCGGGCCAUGCUCAGUCCCACGGGCCAGUGCUGGCGCCCAGCCGUGAGCGGCCACCCUCGUCCUCGUCUGGCUCGCAGGUGGCUACAUCGGGCCAGCUGGAGGAAAUCAACACCAAAGAGGUGGCCCAGCGCAUCACCGCCGAGCUGAAGCGCUACAGCAUCCCACAGGCGAUCUUCGCGCAGAGGGUGCUGUGCCGGUCUCAGGGGACUCUCUCCGACCUGCUCCGCAACCCAAAACCGUGGAGUAAACUCAAAUCUGGCAGGGAGACCUUUCGCAGGAUGUGGAAGUGGCUGCAGGAGCCCGAGUUCCAGCGCAUGUCCGCCUUACGCCUGGCAGCAUGCAAACGCAAAGAGCAAGAACCAAACAAAGACAGGAACAAUUCCCAGAAGAAAUCCCGCCUGGUGUUCACCGACCUCCAACGCCGAACACUCUUUGCCAUCUUCAAGGAGAACAAACGGCCGUCCAAAGAGAUGCAGAUCACCAUUUCCCAGCAGCUGGGCCUGGAGCUUACGACCGUCAGCAACUUCUUCAUGAAUGCCCGGCGCCGCAGCCUAGAGAAGUGGCAGGACGAUCUGAGCACAGCGGGCUCCUCGUCCACCUCCAGCACUUGUACCAAAGCGUGAUGGAAGGACUCUCGGUUGGGCACAGGUCACCUCCAGAUGAGGACAACCGACACAAAAGAAAACACAAAGGAAAAAGACACCGGAUUCUUAGCUGGGGCCCUUCACUGGUGAUUUGAAAGCACAAUUCUCUUGAAAAGAAACUUCUAUUCUAGCUGUAAUCAUAGGCCAGGUGUUCUUGUUUUGUUUUGUUUUUAAUGGCUAUGGAGUCCAAGUGCAAGCUGAAAAUUAAUCUUUUUGAACCAGACCUCGUCCUCUGAGCAUGCUAAGCAUCCCAGAAAUCCAAAUGGGGGG